AUGUCCAUUCAGGAUUUUGAUAUAAAGUCAUUCAGAUCUUUUGAAGAUCAGUCCUUAGAAGAUGAGGCCGAAGUGGAAAUAAAUCUGAGAACCGAUCCUCGUGUACAAUGGCUCAAGAACCGUAUUCUAGCAUGCUUCGGCAGGGCUGAGGACGAUUUAUUUUACGACAUGUUCGAAGAUCCAGUCACGAAGCAAAGUUUGGCGAAAUACAUCGCAGCACCUUUGAAACCUAACGAAUUGGCGUUAGAGAAACGAAUCUUCUACGUUAGCAAAAUUAUCGUUGAUAAACUUAUUCAUGAGGACAAGGAAUAUACAGAAUGGCGAAUCGUCCCUCCACCUGUAGUAACGGUACAACUAAAGAAAGGAAAGAAAAAAAAGGGCGGUAAAAAGGACGCCGAGACUGAUCAAGAGCCUGAACAGGAAGAUCAGAAGAAAGCUAAGAGCAAAGGUGGCAAAGGUGCAAAGGGCGGAAAAGGUGCAAAGGAUUCUGAACCGGAAGAAGAUGAAGAUGUAGAAACUGUAGCAGCAGCGGUAACAGAUGUAUCUGAUAUAGACGAGGCAAAGAAAUCGGCAACAAACUUGGCUACGGAAGAAGUGGCCCCAGUACCUGAAGAUCUGUAUUCUUUCCCACCACCUCCUGAAGAUUUGGAUCCUGAUGUAGAUGGAACAUUGGAGUUUUAUACUGUAAUUAGGUCAGUUCCACGUAUAAUCCUAUAUCCAAAGCUGAUACCUGUUUUCGGAGCAUUCACACCUCAGAAUACGAAUCGCAACCGACGUUAUUUCUACUUUAUAAGGCAGACUCAGGGUGAAAUACCACUAGCAGAAACAUCGAAGUUGACGAUGCUCAAAAUGCCAGAGUACAUUCUCGUCGGAUUUACAUCUGGAAAAGUGCUUAUGAGCUUAGGAUCGCAACUAAACCAGACGUUUGUGGCUUUAUUUGAGAAGCAAUUCCGUGAAAUCACGACGAUGCCAGCUGAACCAUCAUCGACAAUGAUAUCAAGGCAAGUUUCCUAUGCCGGAAAACAUUAUCAGAUGGAUGACACGACAUCAGAGAUAAAUUAUCUCCGUCCAUCUGAUUAUCGCCGAAUGUCCAAUGUAGCUAGAGGAGAGAACGCAGAACGCAGGAUUAAAAAUAUGCGUAAUGAAACGUACGUUGCUCAACCUCUACCGAAAGUUAUGAGACCGAAUUCUUCGAUAUUGACAACGCUAACAAGCGAGAUCCCAAGCGAUAUUGAAAUACCAAUCUCAGAUACUAGUGGCGAAAAGAAACCAGCAGCACACGAAGUUAUAGAUGACAUAAAAAAUCUGGUUGGAAUAGUUGAAUGGACAAUAGAGCACAUGGAGGGUGAGAUACAGCUUCCAAUGCCGAACAUCCCAGCCCUAAUGGAAGAGCGAGAGGAGAAUCACGUAGAUAUUAUAGACACACAACUCGCCUCUCAGCUAGAAGAAGCAAUCAUGAUGUGGCAGACGCAUAUCGAUGCUACAAUAUCUGCUUGUAUGAGUAAAACGCGAGAUGGCAAUGGCCCUGUUGCAGAAUAUAAGUACUGGCGUGAGAGAGACGCUGAAAUAUCACUGCUCGUUGAACAAUUGAAGCAACCAAUGGUAGUUAAAAUGCUAUCCAUGCUCAAGAAGGGUUUUCAACACUUCAAAGAUACACUUAUGGAACAAUACAACCUGGCUGGAGAUAAUCUAAAAUUUCUGUCGACCCUAAUGCGUUUUUUCACAGUACUGGAAGACGAUUCACCCCUUCAACUUGUAAUAGACAUGUUACCGGAACUUGUUGAAAGUAUUUACAUGAUGUGGGUCCUAUCUAAAGGUUAUCGCACCGAUGAGACUAUGAUCCCACUCCUAGGACGAAUAUCUUGGGCGAUGUGUGAUAAAUUGGAGAGAUUUCUCAAUGUGCACAAACUGUUUGACAAAUCAAAUGAAGAGAUCCUUUCACUUGCUCGAACAGGUCAGAAAAUAAUGGAAAUGUGGCACUCUUUAUACAAGGACACACGACGUAAUAUCGAAAUCAGUGGCAAGGGUGCACGUUGGGAGUUUGACCAGCCCCUAUUGUUCACACGCACGGAUUACAUUGGCACAGUUGCCAGAGAUCUUGGAGAUAUAGUACAGGUCCUUAUCGAUUUUGAGCGAAUAUUUGGAAACGAGCUCAAAUCUAUCAUUAGUGAUCCAACUCAGAUCGACGACGUGCGUAAACGUGUCAAGAAACUCGUUUAUCCCAUACGCACGAUCGACUUUAGCGUGUUUGUGUUUGACAAUAAGGAGAACUGGGAUGUCAUCAUGGGAGACUUUUGGAGUGAAGUUAGAUAUUUAGAAGAGGAAGCGAAGAAUUACAUUAACCAAUGCUUUAGCAGCUUACGAUCAUCUGAAGAGGCAUUGGAUGUUUUACUAAAGUUUAUGGAGUUUGAUAUAAGAGAAUCGAUCAGGUCACAACUGUCUACCAAAUUUGACCUCGUUAUGAGACAAUUUAUUAAGGAGAUCACGAUUAUCGAAGACAAAUUCACUCGUUACCGCAAAAAUCCACCUUUACUACGAUACCAUUCUCCGGUAGCUGGUGCCAUCUAUUGGGCAAGAGCACUAUUCAACAAGAUGAAACAGCCAAUAAUGAAAUUUCAGAAGGUACCAGAACUAAACGACUGCGAGCAAAAGAAGACAGCAUUCUUGCAGUAUAAAGCUUUCUCGAGACUCAUUAAAGAGUACGAGGAGACCAAAUUUAAAGAGUGGGUCCAAGGCGCGUCAGACUUCGUUGAUGAUGGGAUGAAAAGAAACAUUCUACAUGUCGUUUUCAUAAAAGAAGAUGAGCCAGCUACGACAAAGGGCCGUGGAAUGCAGUUGACUGCAGCAGGACGCGCUCAUGUCGCUAAGAAAAAAGCCUCAACCACGUCCAUUAGACCUGUUGACGUUGUAAACAAAGAAAUCGCACAGAAACGGCGAAGAGAAAAAGCUCUUAUGCUGAUGAGAAUCCCAGGUCAACACUACGAAAAUGUUAAAUCACCAAGUUCCAUAUCACUAUUAGCAAAGGAAGGAUUGACGGAUGUUACAUGGCGGGAUAUGACGGUUCAUAAGCUAAUGCAAGAGUACGAAUUGGAGUUUCAACCAAACUUCGAUAAACACAUCUUUCGUAUUAUACACGAAGCGGAGCUGCUGGAAAAAUUAGGGUUCGAUCUUCCUUCUAAUAUUAGAGACGUCUCUAUGCAAAAGUCUCGCCUUUACUAUGAACUUGAAGCGUUAACAUGUGUAAUAAACAAAUAUAAUGCAAGUUCUACUGGUUUGAGUCCCUCAGAGACCCACCUCAUGAAAAAACAUCUAUUAGAUAUGGAAAGACACAUAUUGCCUGGCCUGACACGAAUUACUUGGACCGCUUUGGGAAUCAAUGAAUACAUAAAAGAUAUUACUAAAGGUGAAAACUCUUUGAAGGCCGUGUACCAGCAAUUAAAAAUGGUUGAAAAGGAAAUCCAGUUUUUACUUGAUCAGAUAGAAAUGUUCGACCUGUUUCCGCUUCUGCGACCAAAAGACUACAUUGAUCCUUUAACUGGAUUACCGGACGAUACUUGGCUUUAUCCCUGCAAGACGUUCUUUGUGGAAGUCGAAAACGAACGCCUAGAACGGGUUGCCAUGCUGUCACGCCUCUACGACCGCAUUGGACCAAACCUUAUGAAGCUGGAGUAUUUAAUCCUGGGUACCAGCACCGGCAGAACAGCUGUCAUGUCAUCGUACUAUACUUUCUGGGAGAAGAAAAUAUUCAAAUGUCUUGUUACAUUAACCCUGGAAAACCUUCAGACCUUCCAAACAACAUUAAGUGAAAGAACGCCUGUUUUUCAAGUCGACGUUAUUUUGGUCCCACCUGAUAUCGCCAUGAGACCAACGCCUGCAGAAGUCUGCAAUAUACUCGGAUACAAUAUAAAACAUUUUCUUAAUAGGUUAACAACUUUUACUAGAUGGAUGAAGAAAUCCUGUCUGCCGUGUCCACCGCAAAAGAUUGCAGAGACUACAGGAAAUGAAUUCUACGUGUUUUCCUAUUUCGAGGAUAUCCUGCGAGUUGUUUCUAUAAAUGACGUCACGCUUCUCAUACAGGACACAAUUUAUCGACUUACCCAAGAGAUUAAUGACUACAUUCAAAAAUGGCAAAAGUAUCAGCAUCUUUGGGCUUUCGACAAAAACCUCUCAUGUGAAAAGUAUAUUCAAAAACACGAGCAAAUACAGAAGUAUGAUGAAAAGUUUUUCUUUUUCGAGGAUAUUAUAGCGGAUUUAAACAGUCACGUCAAAUUUGUUGACGUCGGCGCCAUAAGAGUGAAUUUGCGUCUUAUAAUCCAACAAGUGCAGGGACAUGCGCAGGAAUGGAAAAAUAUACUUGGUAAAUGUAUCGCUUCAAAGACCACGAUGAAUAUGCAUGAUUUGAAGAACCAAAUUGAGUCUCUUCGUACAACGAUGAAUAUGAAUAUUAAAGGGCUCGAAGACUUCAAACUGGUAAUGGCAACAAUCACCCAUGUCCAACAGCUGACAAUCAGCGCGGAAGUGAAGUUUAGGAACAUGCAAGAGAUCUUUCACAUGUUACGGCAACAUGGUAUUGAUGUGCAAGAUGAUGAUUUGUUAUUUGCUAAAAGUUUAGAAGCAUCCUGGGGAACCUUGUAUCAGACUUCACUGUUCCGAGGUAAAACUCUAGAGCAAACUAAGGAGAAAUUCUCCAAGAUGAACGUGGUAGAGAUAUCCAAGUUCCUUAAAGAGUUGGAUGACUUUGUGGAAAAGUUUGACAAAGAGGGACCUAGUACAGUUGGAGAAGAUUUGGACAGGGGACUAUUGCAUAUGGAGGAAUAUACUAAAUACUUUGAUGAGCUUGAAUCCAGGAAGAGAGCGCUCCAGCAAGCCGAACAGCUGUUCGACAAUCCUCUCGCAGAUUUCUCCACGUUCAACCGAGCUAAAACAGACUUCCAAGCUAUGGAACAGAUAUAUAAAAUUUACAAAGCACAAAAGAACGCGAGGGAGCUGUGGGCUAAGACUUUGUGGGUCAAUCUUAAUCCACAGGCUUUGGUUGACGGCAUCGAGCAGUUUUUCAAGGAAUAUAGGAAGUUAGCGAAAACCGUACGCCUCAGUCCCACCGGCAUGAUGCUAGAUACAAAAAUGAAGCAGUUCAAAAAUGUUGUUCCACUCAUGGUCUCCCUCAAGAACGAAGCAAUGCGAGAACGCCACUGGAAGGAGUUAAUGUUAAAAACAGGUCAAGAAUUUGAUAUGUCACCGGAUCGAUUUACGCUAGAGAAUAUGUUUGCAAUGGAGUUGCACAAGUAUCAAGAUGUCGCUGAAGAAAUUGUGAACCAUGCGAUAAAGGAAUUAGCAAUCGAGCGUGGCGUGCGGGACGUCCAAGAGACAUGGGCUAACAUUGCGUUCACGGUAGCCAGGCAUUUCAACCGAGGUGAAGACCGUGGAUACACUCUUAACCCAUGCGACGAGAUCACUGUCAAAGUUGACGACGAUGCUAUGGCACUGCAGAGUAUGGCAGCAUCGCAGUUCAUUGGACCAUUUUUGACAGUAGUACAGAUGUGGGAGCGACGUCUAUCUCUGAUAUCUGAAGUUAUUGAAGAAUGGUUGGCGACCCAAAGGAAAUGGCUUUAUCUAGAAGGGAUUUUCGUGGGAGGUGACAUUAGGGUUCAAUUGCCCGAGGAGGCAAAGAAGUUUGAUGAUAUUGACAAGGCCUUUAGAAAGAUAAUGUUGGACACUGCAAAACGACUAAACGUAGUUGAUUGCUGCAUAAUAAGCGGUAGGCUAGAAGAAUUCAUCAAUUUAGGAUUGGGUCUCCAGAAAUGUCAAAAGUCACUUAACGAUUAUUUAGAUUCGAAAAGGCGAAUCUUCCCAAGAUUUUUCUUUAUUUCAACCGAUGAGCUUUUGUCCAUACUUGGAAGCAGCGAAUGUAGUUGCGUACAGGAGCAUAUGAUCAAGAUGUUUGACAAUAUUCGAGCCUUAGAUUUGUACGUUGACCACACAAAUCGUCCAGUGGCCGCAAAAAUGAUAUCUGCUGAAGGAGAGAUUAUGGAUUUGCGAUAUGUUGUGUACACAGAAGGAAGGGUUGAAGAUUGGAUGAAUUUGGUUCUAACUGAAAUGCGCAGCACCAACAAGUUUAUAACUAAAAAAGCUAUAUUCUAUUAUGGCAAGAAUUGGAAGACCCCCAGAACGGAUUGGAUAAUGGAGUACCAAGGGAUGGUUUGUCUUGCUGCUAAUGGCGUUUGGUGGACCGCGGAGACGGAGGAGACCUUCAUAAGGAUCAGGAAUGGGAACAAAAGAGCGAUGAAGGAACAUUUGCAACAACAGAAUGAGCAGUUAGAUGGGCUCGUAGUUAAAGUUAGGCAAGAUUUAACCUCCAACGAUCGACUCAAGUUCCGAACGAUUACAACCAUAGAUGUUCACGCACGCGAUAUUAUAGAAGGCUUCGUGCGUGACAACGUCACUGAAGCCGCCGAGUUUGAGUGGGAAAGCCAACUUAGAUUUUAUUGGCAGAAAAAAGAUGACAACCUAUGGAUUAAACAGUGUACAGGGUUAUUCGAAUAUGGAUACGAGUACAUGGGCUUGAACGGUCGCCUUGUGAUUACACCAUUGACUGAUCGCAUAUACCUCACCAUCACACAGGCUCUUACUAUGCAACUUGGUGGAGCUCCUGCCGGCCCUGCUGGUACUGGAAAAACUGAAACAACAAAGGAUCUGGCAAAAGCCUUAGGUUUACUAUGCGUUGUAACGAAUUGCGGCGAAGGCAUGGACUUUAGAGCAGUUGGUCAAAUUUUAGCUGGCUUGUGCCAGUGCGGAGCUUGGGGUUGCUUCGAUGAAUUCAACCGCAUCGAUAUAUCGGUUUUGUCGGUCAUAUCGACGCAAUUGCAAUGUAUACGAAGCGCUUUGCUGAUGAAAUUGAAGCGGUUUACCUUUGAAGGUCAAGAGAUCGCAAUGGAUAGUAAAGUGGGCAUCUUUAUCACUAUGAAUCCUGGAUACGCUGGUCGAACGGAAUUACCAGAGUCCGUAAAAGCUCUGUUUCGUCCAGUCGUAUGCAUCCUUCCGGACUUGGAAAUGAUCUGUCAGAUAUCUCUGUUUUCUGAUGGUUUUCUCACCGCUAAGGUAUUAGCCAAGAAAAUGACAGUCCUAUACAAAGUGGCCCGUGAGCAACUCUCGAAACAGUCUCACUACGACUGGGGACUGAGAGCUCUGACAGCUGUGCUUAGGAUGGCUGGAAAGCUAAGGAGAGAUUCCCCCGGACUAAGCGAAAUAAUGGUGCUCAUGAGAGCCCUGAGGGAUAUGAAUCAUCCAAAAUUUGUAUUCGAAGAUGUACCACUAUUUCUGGGUCUCAUUAAGGAUCUUUUCCCUGGACUGGAGUGUCCGCGUGUUGGGUAUCCAGAUUUUAAUUCGGCGGUCGUGGAAGUUUUGGAGAAGGAUGGAUAUAUUGUGCUUGCUCAUCAGGUAGACAAAAUAGUCCAAAUGUACGAAACCAUGAUGACAAGACAUUGUACCAUGCUGGUAGGUCCUACGGGGGGUGGGAAAACUAUUAUUUACCAAACCCUUGUCAAAGCGCAGACUACCCUUGGCCUGCCCACGAAGGUCACUAUUGUAAAUCCUAAGGCAUGCUCCGUAAUUGAGUUGUAUGGCAUUCUCGAUCCAGUUACCCGAGAUUGGACUGACGGUCUCUAUUCGAAAAUAUUCCGGGAAAUGAACAGACCCGCAGAUAAAGACGAGCGCCGGUACUCCAUGUUCGAUGGUGAUGUGGACGCCCUUUGGAUUGAAAACAUGAAUUCAGUGAUGGACGACAACAAACUGUUGACCCUGGCAAAUGGCGAGCGGAUCCGACUGGCCCCAUAUUGCGCCUUGUUAUUCGAAGUUGGAGACCUCAACUAUGCGUCACCAGCUACUGUUUCUAGAGCUGGCAUGGUCUUCGUUGACCCGAAGAAUCUUGGAUAUCAGCCGUAUUGGGAUAGGUGGAUUCGAGGUCGCAAUAAUGAGGAGGAACGCGAACAGCUAGCGGGGCUGUUCGAGCACUAUGUUCCGGGCGCUAUCAACUACAUCGUAUUCGGCAUGUUCGGGCUCCAGCAACAAACGCCUCUGAAGACCAUUGUGCCACAGACGCCGCUUAAUUUGGUGAUGCAGUUGUGCUACAUGAUAAGCGGUCUUCUGCCGAACAGAGAAGACGGCAAUGAAGAAAUUGACAGAACUGUGGUCGAAUGUGUAUUUAUGGUCUCAAUGUACAAUAGCCUAGGGGCGGCCAUAAUCGACGACGGAAGAUUUGAUUUCGACAAUUACAUUAAGAAGGCCUGUCCAAUGAUGCUCGUUGAAGACACACCAGAAAAGAAAGCAACUACGAAACAUUUUCCAAUGGGUUUUCCUUCCCUAUACGACUACUGCUUGGAGUUGUCAACCAAGACCUGGGAGGCAUGGGAAUGGUUGAUCCCCGAUUACAUCCACGACAGAGAUGCGAAGUUCUCUGCUAUCCUAGUACCUACGGUCGACACGCUGAAAAUGACCUGGCUUAUCAAAAUCAUGGAGAGUGUGGAAAGACCUGUACUAUUAGUUGGUGAAACUGGUACAUCUAAAACUGCAAUCGUCAACAAUUACUUACGUGGGUUGUCACCGGAAAAAUACUUAAUUCAGCAGAUGAAUUUCUCGUCUCGCACAUCAUCUAUGGACGUUCAGCGUAAUUUGGAAUCUGUGGUAGAGAAGCGGACCAAAGAUGUAUUUGGUCCACCUGUCGGGAAGAAAAUGCUAGUGUUCAUCGAUGACAUGAAUAUGCCAAUAGUUGACACUUACGGCACUCAACAACCAAUAGCACUGUUGAAGUUGUUAUUUGAGAGAAAAGGAUUCUAUGAUAGAGGCAAAGAUCUCAACUGGAAGAAUUUGAAGGACAUAGGGUUCCUUGCUGCCAUGGGAAAGGCUGGUGGAGGAAGAAACGACGUGGAUCCACGUUUCAUUUCCAUGUUCUCCGUGUAUAAUCUCCAGUUUCCGUCGGAAGUGACACUGAAUCACAUCUAUAACUCCAUACUAAAGGGACAUUUCUCCAUAUUCCCCGAUGAAAUACAGGACAUUGUUGACAAAGUUGUACAAAUGACCCUGGACUUAUAUAAAAUUAUCAUCGUAGAAUUGCCGCCAACGCCUGCCAAGUUCCACUACAUCUUCAACCUCCGCGACCUAUCGCGAGUAGCCGCGGGCAUGUGUCUUACUCAUCCCAACUUCUUCAGUGAGAAGCGUUCUAUUGUCCGAUGCUGGAGGAACGAGUUCACACGCGUCAUAUGCGAUAGACUUAUCAGUGUAGCGGACAAUGAACUGAUGAAACAGCAUAUCCAAGAACAUGUUGUCAAAUUCUUUCCGGAAGCAGAACCAGUAGUUCUAGAGGAAAUCGUCGUCCCUGAAGAGGAAGCAAAAGUCGAAGAAGAAGAAGAGGAUGAAUUUAUGACGAGCGACACGAAACCUACAAAAGCUGCUCCUAUUGAAGAACAAGAACUGGAAGUGGAAGAAGAAGGAGAACCAGAACGAGAACUAACGCUAGAAGAGUACGUCCUCCGUGAUCCACUGCUCUUUGGUGACUAUCGAAAUGCCCUUGAUGAAGAAGAGAUAAGGUACUAUGAAGACUUGCUUGACUAUGAAGCAGUUUACUUCCUGUUCCAAGAGAUACUAGACGAAUUCAACGAGCGUUGUGGAAAAAUGUCGGUGGUGCUUUUCGAAGACUGCCUCGAGCAUUUGACCCGCACGCAGCGAAUACUGCGCAUGGACCGUGGCAACGCAAUGAUCAUAGGCGUCGGUGGCUCGGGCAAGAAGUCCAUCUGUCGCCUUGCUGCUUUUGCUGCUGGUUACGAUAUGUUCGAAAUAACGGUCACUCGCAACUACAACGAAAAUACAUUUAAGGAUGAUAUGAAAAAGUUGUACAAUCAGCUGGGCGUUGAAGGAAAACCCAGCGUUUUCCUAUUUACUGCUGCACAGAUUCUAGAAGAAGGUUUUCUGGAGUUCAUAAACAAUAUACUAAUGAUCGGUAUGAUACCCGCGUUGUUUGGUGACGACGAGAAGGAAGCCAUUAUCAACUCUAUGCGAAAUGAGAGCUCGGAGGCUGGAUAUGGUAUUGGAAAGGACGCGGUCUGGCACUACUUUUGCACCAAAUGCGCUGAUAACCUACACGUCGUUUUGUCCAUGUCACCUAGUGGUGACAUAUUGAGAAACAGAUGCCGCAGUUUUCCCGGGUUGGUAAAUAAUACGACCAUCGAUUGGCAAUUUCCGUGGCCGAAACAAGCUCUACUCGCCGUAGCAAACGUUUUCCUGGCAGAUGUACAAAAAAUACCAGAUGAGUUCCGUUCUAUCAUAGUUGAGCAUGUAGUGCAUGUACACAUGUCUGUAGCACAUUACUCUAUGGAGUUCCUUCUUCGCCUACGACGCAACAACUACGUGACGCCAAAGCACUACAUGGACUUCCUUACCAACUACAUUUCAUUACUGAACGAAAAGGAUGCCUUUAUUGUAGCACAGUGCGAACGUUUGAUUGGUGGACUAGCAAAGAUCGAAGAAGCUAAUGUCCAAUUGGAGGAUCUAAAUGCAAAGUUAGCUGUACAAAAAGUUAUAGUUGCAGAACAAACAAAAGAAUGCGAAAUUUUGCUUAAAGAAAUUUCCACAGCUACGGAAGCAGCGACUGCUAAGCAAACUGUUGCAGCAAUAAAAAGUGUUGAAAUAACAGAGCAGAGUAAGGUAAUAGCAGUAGAAAAAACUGACGCCGAAGAAGCAUUAUCUGCAGCAUUACCAGCACUUGAAGCUGCCAGACUUGCGCUUUCAGAUUUAGAUAAGAACGACAUUACCGAAAUUAGGUCUUUUGCCACUCCACCCGAGGCUGUGCAGGUUGUGUGUGAAUGCGUGGUAAUUAUUCGAGGUAUAAAAGAUGUAAGUUGGAAAGGCGCUAAAGGAAUGAUGGCAGACCCAAACUUUUUAAGAAACUUGCAAGAAAUGAAUUGCGACCUUAUCACACAAGCUCAAGUAAAGGCAGUAAAGGCACACAUGAAAAAAAGCAAAAAACUUGACACCAUGCAACAAAUCAGUAAAGCCGGAUAUGGUCUUUUAAAAUUCGUAACUGCUGUACUAGGCUACUGCGCAGUGUACAAAGAAGUAAAACCUAAAAAAGACAAAGUUGAGGCUCUAGAAAAAGAGUACACUGAAGCAUGCAAUUAUUUAGAAUCUCUUAAUAGAGAAAUCAAUCGUUUACAAAAGACCUUAGACGGACUCAAUAAUCGAUAUGACACUGCUAUGUUAAGAAGACAGGAACUCCAAGAAGAGACUGAUAUCAUGAUGCGAAGAUUAGUAGCAGCUGACAAACUCAUGUCUGGUUUGUCUAGUGAACAGAAACGUUGGACAAUAGAUUUAGCCGCAUUAUACGUUGAACAGUCUCGUUUGAUUGGCAACUGUUUGCUAUCAUCAUCGUUUUUGAGCUACACCGGACCAUUCUCGUUUUCAUUCCGACAAACGAUGUUGUAUGAGGACUGGAUGGGAGAUGUUCUUGAAAAGGGAAUUCCUCUAACGACACCGUAUACUGUUGAAAGAAAUUUGACGAAUGAAGUUGAAAUUAGUGGUUGGAAUUCCGAAGGACUACCCCCAGAUGAGCUUUCAGUACAGAAUGGAAUUCUCACAGUUAGAGCAUCGCGUUUUCCGCUUUGCAUUGACCCGCAGACACAAGCUCUCAACUGGAUUAAAAAGAAGGAAGCUAAGAACAACCUUAAGGUACUGUCUUUCAACGAUCCGCAAUUUCUACGACAUUUAGAAAUGGCUAUUAAAUAUGGCAUGCCAGUGUUAUUUCAAGACGUUAACGAGUACAUUGAUCCUGUAGUCGAUAACGUAUUGGAGAAAAAUAUUAAAGUUGAAAGCGGUCGUACAUUUGUCAUGUUGGGUAGUAAUGAAGUGGACUACGAUCCACAUUUCCGCAUGUAUCUAACAACGAAGCUCGCCAACCCGCAGUUCAAUCCAGCAGCCUAUGCCAAAGCUGUUGUCAUAAACUAUACGGUCACCGUACAGGGCUUAGAGGACCAGCUACUAAGCGUAGUGGUGCGGUCAGAACGAUCUGACCUUGAAGAACAACGUGAAAGUCUAAUCAUUGAGACAAGUGCUAACAAGAGUCUCCUCUCAGGAUUGGAAGAUUCCUUGCUAAGAGAGUUAGCAACAUCUACGGGCAACAUGUUAGAUAAUGUAGAACUCGUUAAUACGUUGGAGAAUACUAAAUCUAAAGCCGCUGAAGUAAUGGAGAAGCUUGAGCUGGCUGAAGCAACAACGAAAGACAUAGAGAUACUUCGAGAUGGUUACAGGCCCGUUGCUAAACGCGGCUCCAUCCUUUUCUUUGUUCUAUCGGACAUGGCAAGCGUUAAUUCGAUGUACCAGUAUUCACUGUCUUCUUACCUUGAUGUAUUUUCAUUUUCUUUGCGUAAGGCUAUGCCGAACGUAAUACUUUCAAAACGAUUGAGAAACAUAAUUGAUAUGCUUACCAAGAACGUAUAUGAUUACGGAUGCACAGGUAUAUUCGAGAGGCACAAGUUGCUGUUUUCAUUCCAAAUGGAUAUAAAGCUCGAGCAAAGCGAAGGUAACGUAACGCAAAUGCAGCUGGACUUCUUCAUCAAAGGCAAUAUCUCAUUAGAGAAGGCUGCAAGGGCUUGUCCAGCUACGUGGCUACCCUCACAGGGAUGGCAAGAUAUCGUAAAAUUGAGUGCUGACUUCCCAGAAUCCUUCGCCGAUUUAGUCGACGAUAUCACCCGAAAUCUGGACGAUUGGCAAGAGUGGUUUGACAGCGAUAAUCCAGAAUCAGCAGAUAUUCCAAAUGGAUAUCGCGAUAAAAUUAACCCAUUCGAAAUUCUGAUGCUGCUCCGCUGUUUCCGCGUGGAUCGCAUUUACCGAGCGUUGACAGAUUAUAUAACUGUUACAAUGGGAGUGGAUUACAUUACGCCGCCUGUCAUCAGUCUCGAUAUGAUAUACGAACAAACUACACCUUACACUCCAGUGGUCUUUAUACUAAGUCCUGGGUCCGAUCCCACCGCUGAUCUCAUGAAGCUAGCUGAUAAAUGCGGAUUUGGUGGUGGUAAAUUUAAAUACCUUUCUCUUGGUCAAGGACAAGAAGGGGCUGCACUUGCUUUACUAGAAGGUGCGAUCUCUCACGGACAGUGGUUAAUCUUGCAAAAUUGUCACCUGCUAGUAUCAUUUUUACGUGAACUAGAGAAGCAACUUGAAUUGAUGGAAAAACCACACCCGGAAUAUCGCCUUUGGCUCACUACAGAUCCUACACCUACAUUCCCUAUCGGCAUACUCCAGCGAUCACUUAAGGUGGUGACCGAACCGCCGAAUGGCUUGAAACUAAACUUACGCAACACGUAUUUCAAGAUGCGUGCGCAUGCGCUAGACGAAUGUGUGCAUCCACAAUUUAAAAAGCUUGUUUACGUGCUAGCAUUUUUUCACGCUGUUGUACAGGAACGCCGCAAAUAUGACAAGAUAGGCUGGAAUAUAUCAUAUGACUUCAGCGAGUCAGACUUUGUCGUUUGCAUGCAAAUCUUACAGUGCUACCUCGACAGGUGUUACUCCGCGAAAGGCCCUGUACCGUGGUCCACGCUUAAAUACUUGUUUGGUGAGGUAAUGUACGGCGGUCGAGUUAUUGACGAUUUCGACAGACGAGUAGUCAAAACAUACAUGGACGAGUACUUGGGCGAAUUUCUAUUUGACAAAUUCCAGCCUUUCCACUUCUACAAAGACUCCGUAUUUGAUUACGUCAUGCCACCUGAUGGGGAACGUGAAGAAUAUGUUGAUUUUAUCGAUAUAUUGCCUCUGGCUAAUACACCCGAGGUCUUUGGACUGCACCCAAAUGCGGAGAUCGGAUAUUUCAGCCAGGCCGUCCGAGAAAUGUGGGGACAUCUUAUCGAAUUGCAGCCGCAAACAAGCGAAGGAGGUGGUGCAAUGAGCCGAGAGGAUUUCAUUGAUACGAUCGCAGUGGAUAUCAUGUCUAAGCUUCCCCCGCUUUACGAGGUCUGGCGUGUACGGAAGCAGUUUGAGAUGAACAUUACUCCUAGUAUUGUUGUGCUUCUUCAGGAGCUUGAGAGAUUCAACCGUCUAGUAAGCAAACUACGAGUUACCCUCUCUCAACUGCGCAAGGCACUGGCCGGCGAGAUCGGCAUGGAUGCGGUGUUGGACAACGUCGCCUACAGCUUGUUCAAUGGACAGCUGCCGAAUGUAUGGCGCAGCCUCGCACCAGCAACGCGUAAGGGCCUCGGCGGGUGGAUCGACCACUUCAUGGCGAGGACAAAGCAAUAUACAGACUGGGCAACAAUGGAAGAGCCAGUGGUGAUCUGGCUGUCAGGACUCCACAUACCAGAGUCGUACCUGAUCGCACACAUCCAGAUGGCCUGUCGACUAUACACGUGGCCGUUGGACCGCUCCACUCAGUUCACACGCGUCACCAAGUUCACAUCGCCAGACGAUAUUGAAGAACGACCCGUUACGGGCUGUUAUGUUCGUGGACUGUAUUUGGAAGGGGCUCGAUGGGACUUGGAAGACGGUUGCCUGAGAAGAUCACAUCCCAAAGUUUUGAUAACUGAGUUGCCAAUCAUGUAUAUCAUACCCAUUGAGGCCCACAAGUUAAAACUACAGAACACAUUGCGUACCCCAGUAUACACCACAUCGACGCGUCGGAACGCUAUGGGCGUCGGUUUGGUAUUCGAAUCGGAUCUUUGGACCGCUGAACAUUGCAGCCAUUGGAUCUUGCAAGGAGUGUGUCUUGUGAUGAAUACUGACUAAAACCCCAUUCAGUUGACUGACUUUAAAUUUAUCUUAGAUUCAAGAUCUGUUUAACAUGUUUUUCUUAGAAG
Pararge aegeria (speckled wood butterfly) is the source of this 14828-nucleotide messenger RNA. It is a transcript of the gene Dhc98D, whose product is annotated as dynein heavy chain 10, axonemal. The coding region runs from base 1 to 14757 and encodes 4918 amino acids. Gene Ontology annotation, biological process: microtubule-based movement. The transcript has 91 exons. The record is from RefSeq and is a predicted model, not a curated record. Gene Ontology annotation, cellular component: dynein complex. Gene Ontology annotation, molecular function: ATP binding; dynein intermediate chain binding; ATP hydrolysis activity. NCBI's taxonomy places the organism in Eukaryota, Metazoa, Arthropoda, Insecta, Lepidoptera, Nymphalidae.